Messenger RNA from Prosopis cineraria, 4542 nucleotides. RefSeq names its product sodium/calcium exchanger NCL-like. Bases 2755 to 4398 code for a protein of 547 amino acids. Gene Ontology annotation, cellular component: membrane. The record is from RefSeq and is a predicted model, not a curated record. Gene Ontology annotation, molecular function: calcium ion binding; calcium:proton antiporter activity. The transcript is spliced from 7 exons. Lineage: Eukaryota; Viridiplantae; Streptophyta; Magnoliopsida; Fabales; Fabaceae. Gene Ontology annotation, biological process: intracellular calcium ion homeostasis; calcium ion transmembrane transport.
UAAACGUAAUAACAAAUAAAUUAAAUCAUGAUAUGCAGUUAAAUAAUAAAUAAUUAUUUUUUUUGCCUCACGUUUUUUGUCAUAAGUAAUGUUGACUCACCAUAGGCAUCAAAUUCAUUCUACUAUCAUGAGUGACAAUAAGUCUCCAUAGCUACAUUGAAUUUAAUUGAAUAAAUUUUCAAUAUAUAACAUCAGAAAGAUGUUAAAAUAAAAUACUUAGUAAAUAAUUUAAGAUUUCAUAUUAUAAGGGAAACAUAGAACUUUAAAAGGCAUUAAGGUCAAUUGUACGUCCAUGAGUGACAAUAAGUUUUCUUAGGCACAUUAAAUAAAAAAAGGAUUUUAAAAUUACCUUUUUAUAUUGACAAAGUGAAUUUCCAAAGUAAGAGAAAGUAUAACAACAAAAAUAUUUUCAAAAUAUAAAAUGAGAAUAAAAAAAGUAAAGCUAAAUUAUUUUUGAAAAUUAAAGCACACCAACCCACAUUUUAAAAAAUUGUUUUAUUUGCAAAUGAUAAAUUAUUUUCAUUUAAUUUUCUCUUUUUAUAAAAAUCAUAAAUAAAGAAAACCAUUGACACUAAUCUCUAUUUCGAACUACAUGAACUUUGAUCCCUAUAAAAGGAUACAUAGGCCCCAAAAGUCAAUUUUGAAUCAAGUCCCCUUGUCGUUAAAUAAUUAUUUUAUUUGCACUUUAUACACAAUUGAAUAGGCAUUAAGAUAAAUGGUCAUAUAAUUUUUGCACAAUAAGUUUAAGGUAUUCAUUCUUACAAAUAGAUAUUAUGGAGUUCCUAAUACUUUCCUCACACAUAAUUGACCCCCGAACCUAUCUUGAUUUUGCAAACUAUCCUUUUCAUUUUCUUUUAAAGGUUUUUCAAAAAAUUUUCUUAAACUUUUAGUGGCGACUCCUUUAAAUCGAUCUUUUUUUCAAAGGUUGAAUCCUUGCUUUCACACGCCGUCCACAUCACAUUUUCAGAUGUGACAUUUAUCUCUUUAGGAUUCCGCCAAGAAACUUAACCAACCAUCUUUAUCUUCAAGAAACUUAGGAAGAGAACCCCUUGGCUGAAAUCCAUGGAAGCUUGGAUGAAGAAAUUGAGUUUAGAUCCUUGUGAGAAUGAAAGGGAUGGGAUGAGCAAGAUAAAAUAUGAAGAAUUGUGUAGGUUUUGUGGAGGUUUGAUGAUUGAAAAUAGAGGUUAGGGGGCUGAAAAAUAAAAAACAAUGAAAAGAAAAUGAAGAAAAACAUGAACUAAAGAGAAAAUGAAAGAGAUAAUGAAACGUGGUGUGUAAAUCUGAAAAUGAGGUGAAUAAAGCAUGAUUCCUUAUUGCUUCAGCUGAUCUCUCAAUUAACAUAAAAGAAAACAAAAUUAAAAGGAAAUUUGGAACUAUGUCACACUUACUAAGUGACAGUCUUUUAUUAGCUUGUAAAUAAUUUAAAUAUGUGUUAAAUUAAUCUCAUACAUCAUUCACAUUUUAAACUAUCUAUUCCACCCAAUUAGUUCUUAAAACCCAGAGGCCUUGCUAGCGAAAUGGCUCCACUGCCACUUGCCUGUGUUUCUAGAAUAACCAACACCCCAAUAUUGUGGUUUUUUGGUCAGUUCACGUAUAAGACCAGGAAAGGCUCUGGCCCCUGUUCCUCUGGAAUUCUAGAAGAAUGAAUUCAUUUGACAAACAUGAGAAUGAGGGAGGGCUUGAAUACCCACGGGCCUGUCCAUCUCAACACCAGAUUCUAUCCGUUGCAGCAUGUGAUUCACCACAGGUCCGUCAUUCAUAGCCAAGCCCAGCUCCAUAGAUUGUGGUUUAGAAUUCUCCCCUGGACCCGAAAUAACGAAUUGGAUGGGAGGUUAGCAAUCCUUUGUUUUGGGCCCGUACUCAACACUUCUGGCCCAACUUUAAUAUGCUUGGAUGAGCCCAUCACCUCAGCGUCACUAAUCAGCCCAUUACUCAACACAUCAAAAGUGUUUUUAAUGCCUAAGAAUUUAGGACUUCCAAAGUAAAUUGUAAAUAGAUUUUCUUAGUAAUUAAUAUCACAAAGGGGAAUUUUCUCACGGCGUGAGAUCUAACAUGCCACAUUUUAGAUUUUAUUUUUUAUAAAUCUUUAUAUAUUAUUUUGAAAAUAGAUUAUUUUCAUUUAUUUUUACAUUCUUGAAAGAUGUAAUAUUUCUAAAAAAAUUUAGAGAAAAAAAAGAGCUACUUAUUAAGGGCUUAGCUCCUUUCAAGAAAGAGGGAGAAAACAAGGAAGCUACUAGAGUAGACUCUUGUUUUUUCAGCGCCCAGGCCCAUGUUGCAAUUAAACUUUUGAUGUCAAAUUUAUUUCAAUUAGACACCUUUUCUCAUGCGUUACAAGUCAUUUGAGAUAAGUCAUGCUACUCUCGGGUUAUGAAUGAUACAGUUUGUUGUAGAUUUUAUAUUGUCCAUUGAUAUGGACGUUGAAUACUUAAUAAUUUUAUCAAUUUAAUAGUUCUUAUAUGUUUUCAUAUCCCUCGGUAUAGCACAAUCUCAAUGACGAUGUCCACUGGACAUUCAAGGUUAUUCACAAGUUUCGAGUCUUACACACAUAAUUUGCUAUCUUUGUUUCAUGCCUUGUUCUCGGGGGAGACUUUUCCCAUGCUCAAUCACAUUGCCUCCUUCUCCACACAAAGAAAACCAACAAGGAGUUUGGAUCUAAACGCGAGUGUAUAUAAGAUGAGGUACGGAAGACACAGUAUCGAUUUCAGGCAUUGAUUGGUAGAAGUGAUGAUACAAGCCAAACCGUAACAUAUAACAAUGGGGUGCAAGAUCACAUUUCUUUGCCUUAUCGUCUUGUUCAUCUUACCAAGUUUCAGUCUUGGUCGACCUAUCAUCAACCAAGGAACCCUAGAGUUGAUCUCUGAUGGAGUCCAAGUUCAAAAGGAAUCACGUAACCUUGUACAUCUAAACCAGAAGUUGAUUUCAGCAGAUACUUGCACAGAGGCAUAUGAGUCUCUUCCAUGCACCACCGCAGUUCUAGGCAAUGUGUUUCUUGUUCUUGUCUAUGGCUACUUGAUGCUUAUGGCAGCCAAGUUUAUGUCAUGUGGCAGUGAGAUUUUGCUUCAGAUAGUUGGGCCUGGUCUUGUUGGUGGUCUCUUCCUUCCUGUCUUGAGCUCAAUUCCUGAUGCAGCUAUCAUUCUUGCGUCUGGACUAUCUGGAAGCAAAGAAACUGCUCAGACUCAAGUCUCUGUAGGGAUAGGCUUAUUAGCUGGAUCAACUGUAUUGCUUCUGACUUUACUGUGGGGCUCUUGUCUCAUUGUUGGAAAGUGUGACCUUGAAAACUCAGUGGCAAUAGAUCAGAAAGACACAAAAGCCUCUAGCUUGACUGGUAUAUACCUUGGAGUUCUACUAUCAUUCAUUAUCUGUGUUUCCUUGUUGAUUGUUUAUAGCCUUUAUCAGGUUUUUCAGCGGUGGAUUCAAAGGAGAAGGCUUGUCUAUGUUAAACAUAAGAACUUAAUGUCAGGCCUUCUAGAACAUCUAAAGUCACAAGUUGGAGGAGGAUGGUUCCUUAAAGACAAUGGGGAACCUAACACCAAGGUUAUACAAAAGGUAUUUGAGACACUUGAUAAGAAUUCUGAUGGAUGCAUAAGAGGAAAAGAUUUAAGAGCUCUGAUGUUAGGAAUGCACCUUAAGGAAACAAAAAUGGAGUUAGACGAAGCCGUGGAAGAUAUCAUGUUGGAUUUUGACAAGUCUCAUGACUCAAGAAUUGAUCAGGAAGAGUUUAUCAGAGGAAUUACAAGAUGGCUUCAAAAAGCUAAGCGCUCUGCAAGAAACAAUGAGCAGAGUCCCUCAACACUUGAGCUCUUGAACAACUUUCAUAAAAAAACAGUUGAAGAACAAGAUGUUUUGUUAGGUGAUCAUGGUGAUGAGACCAUGGGAAGUGUGGCGAAAAAUCCAAGGUGGAACACUUUGAAAGCAGUUCUGAUGCUGCUUCUGGGAACUGCAAUUGCUGCCGUGUUUGCUGAUCCUCUUGUAGAUGCAGUGGACAACUUCUCAACAGCCACAAGCAUCCCUUCCUUUUUUGUCUCAUUUAUCAUCCUCCCUUUUGCUAGCUCAAGUGAAAUUGACUCUGGGCUGAUCUUUGCAAGCCGAAAAAAAAUCAGAACAGCAUCACUCACAUACUGUGAGAUAUAUGGGUCAGUGACAAUGAGCAACAUGCUUUCCCUAUCAGUGUUCUUGGGUCUGGUUUACAUUCGUGGCUUGACAUGGAAUUUCUCAUCUGAGGUACUCAUCAUUCUAAUUGUCUGCACUAUAAUGGGUCUCAUUGCCUUCUUUCGCACCACCUUCCCUCUUUGGACGUGUUUUAUAGCCUUUGCUCUUUAUCCCCUGUCUCUGUUACUAAUAUAUACUCUUGAAGAUUGGCUUAAACGCUGUCAUUUUAUCCUGCAUUUUGCUUCUUAGUGAUAUCCUCAAGCUGUAAAUCAUUCAGAAAGUUUUGUUUGAUAUUUUGUAUGCCUUGACAGUUGACACCCGUCACUCCGCAGCUGAGCUCCAUUGUAAAAUAAUGAUGCAGUAUAAUAAAUAAUACGAGCAAACAUUCCACAA